GAUUUGGAAUUCCACGGUGUGAUGCGCUUUUAUUUUCAAGACUCGGGCCAAAAAGUUGCAACAAAAUGUAUACGGGUAGCAUCCGACGCUACCGUUGAAGAUGUGAUAGGAACCUUAAUAGAAAAAUUUAGACCCGAUAUGCGUAUGCUAUCAGUGCCUUCUUACGCCUUAUACGAAUUGCACGAAAACUGUUCCGAACGGCGAAUGGCCCCCGACGAAAAACCACUACUCGUUCAAUUAAAUUGGCACGUUGACGACCGGGAAGGGCGAUUCCUGCUGAAAAACAUCGACGAAAAAACGAAUAACUCCAUUGAAUCCCACGACUCGAACGCUAGUUUUAGAAGAAAAUUAUCAAAACGCGAAAAGAAGCAGCUAAAAAAGCAGGAAAAGUUACAAAGGAUGAAAAGUGAAAAUGGCCAGCGGAAGAACAAAAACGACGGGGUCGCGGAAAAAUUAUACACAGAAUUACCGGAAACGUCGUUCACGAGAUCUAUUUCGAAUCCCGAGGCGGUCAUGAGGCGGCGAAGGCAGCAGAUAUUGGAGCGGAAAUUGCAGCAGUUUCGAUCGAAAGACGGCGGUCCAGAUACAGGGGGAACAUUAAAAAUCUAUGGUGAAGCGUUAUGUCGGGACGUUCCCUACAAAACUCUACUCUUGUCAAUCAGGGAUACUGCUGGUAUUGUAGUUCGAGAAAUGCUCGAUAAGUACGGGUUACAUAAAGCAGAUCCAUCGCAAUGGUGUCUAGUUCAAGUUACCUCUUUGUCAGGAACUCCGGAUACGGAAUAUGUAUUAGAAGACGAUGAAUGCCCCUUGUCUAUACUAAUGACAUCGUCUAAUACAAGCUCCAUCAUGUUUCACGUCCGAAGAAGACCCGCGGAUGGUGGACUGCGAAAAAGAAAAAAGAAACCCGGGUCCUUAGGAAAUGCAACAGGCAAUAACCGCGAUCCACGUUCUGUCGAAUCUGGCCCUGUUCUUGUCGAAUUGGGUCCAGACGGUUCAACACCACAUGUAGGUGAUACCUCAAGAACGCUUAGGUUGGCCAACGAUGUUAUGGAAGUCGGAUCCGCCAAUGGUAUCGCUCUGCAAUUAUAUGGGCCUCACAUUCAACCUCGCCACGCUGUUAUUGCGAACACAGAUGGACUCACAUCGAUUACGCCUUGCCAUGCCGAUGCACACACAUACGUCAACGGUCAACGAAUACACCAAACAACUAUUCUCAGUCACGGCAGUCUGGUAAAAUUUGGGCCGAGCAACACCUACAGGUUUCUUGAUCUCUCACAAGAAGGCAGACCCAGGCAUCCCUCGAUCGUUGACAGCACAAGCAUGUACGACAGGUCGCCGCGCGCACUGAGUCCGACUGAUCAUCCACGGGAAAAUUUUGAAACCACUUUUGAUUUAGAAGGCAAUGUAGAGACUGUUUCCACAGCGAGCGGUGCGAGAGAAGAUAACAGAUCUCUAGGGUCCUCAUCUGAAAACAGGGUUGCAGGAAUUGAUAGGUAUCCUCGAGGACAGGAUCCAAUAUUGCCUGCUGUUUUGGAAUUUCCCGAAGAUCCUCAAGAGCAAUUUUUGGCAAGAGUUAUAACGCACCUAGACGUGACCACGCCUACGUUUAGAUUAGCACCUGCGUACACUUUGUAUUUAUGUGCUAGGUAUCGCGCUUCGACUCAUUACCGACCGGAAUUAACGCCUACGGAGCGGGCGCAUAAAUUAACACUACUUUUACAACAUGCUGCGAUGCUAGUGAGGCACACCGUACAGGACCGAAGCACCGAAAGUACAUCACAAGCUUUUUGGUUGGCAAAUGCGAGUGAACUAUUGCAUUUCCUCAAAUCUGAUCGGCACGUGAGCGCGUUUUCUCUACAAUCCCAAGAUACGCUCGCCGAUGCUGUCCAAUUGGCAUUUCGUAAUUUGGUCGCCUGCUUAACGGAUGAGCUCAAUUCGGUAAUGGGCAAUCUCACAUCAGAAGUAGGCGAAGAUCACCCGAGAGAUAUUAUAAACACUUUAAGUAACGCUAUGAAUUUAUUGAGAAAGUGCAGGGUCAAUGCAGCUUUAACUAUCCAGCUAUUUUCCCAACUAUUCCAUUGGAUAUCGGCCAGAUCUCUUUCGGUUAUAGUUAACAGUCCGAAUUUAUGCAAUCGAAGUUUCGGCUUGAAGCUAUUGAAUCGCCUACGGAACUUACAGCCGUGGGCAGAAUCUCAGGGAUUAGAGUUAGCAGCCGAGUGCCAUCUAUCGAAGAUCGUACAAUGCGCUCAAUUACUUCAAGCUUCGAAGCAGACGCCUGAAGAGUUGGCCAAUCUAUCUGCGGCGUGUUUCAAGCUGAAUUCUUUACAACUUCGCGCGUUAUUAACGCAAUAUAAAGGUGAGCCGGGGGAACAAGUGGCGGCGGUUGCGUUAUUGGAGCAGGCAGCUAGAGCAGCGGAAGGUGUCGCAGAUGAAUUAGCACGAGCUGAGGGUAGAGAAGUUCGUUUACACGAAGAUCCUGCUCCGCCCUUGCAGUUGCUACUGCCGGAUGAUGGUUUUAGUUGCGACGUUGUGCAGGGCGUGCCGGUUGGUUUAGCAGAUUUCUUGCAGCCACUUCAGGCUUCGGGUUUAUGUCGACUAGCAGCUCAGCCUACCAGCUCAGGACAUUGGACUGUGUAUAUGAAUGCUCCACGACCACCAUCGGCUUUAAGUACAACUCAGCCUGAGGUACAAAUUAUUAGACUGCAUAAAGCGGGUGGUGGUAUGGGCUUGUCAAUAGUGGCAGCUAAAGGUGCAGGUCAAGAGAGAUUGGGCAUUUACAUCAAGUCGGUGGUGCCCGGCGGUGCGGCCGACCGUGAUGGUAGACUAACUGCCGGAGAUCAACUAUUGUCAGUCGACGGUCAAUCAUUACUGGGCAUCACUCAGGAGAAGGCUGCCGAAUUUUUGGUGCGCACUGGCAGCGUCGUAACUUUGGAGGUGGCUAAAGGAGGUGCUGUCUAUCAUGGCCUGGCAACAUUGCUACAACAACCUAGUCCGACACCGCAUCGAGGUCCAAGAAGAAUGUCGGAACGCGAUCUGCCAUCAAGAGUAGACGCGGAGAGGACGAUACCUUCGUCUAAAUCUGUACCAGCCCUACAUCAUAUUUCUCCAAAUUCGGAACAACCUCGAACUGGAGGAACCCAUGAUAUGUUCAACCCCGGAUACAGUAGGACGUCAUCAAACAACAGCAUUAAUACAAAUAGCACACCGACCACCUCCCAGAAUGGAAUCGUUCCCAACCAAACAAAUUUGCGUAGUAGAUCGACGCAUAAUUUAAGUCAGCAAGACAGCGGAUUUUAUCAAAAUCUUAGCGUGUAUCGCAAUAAAAUGCCUAGUCCACAGCAACUGGGGGAGAGAACUUCUGCUCUGAGAAGCUCACAAAAUUCUCUUCAGUCAACCAUGGCAAACUCCCAACGCCCAGCAUCUGCCUACUAUCCUCAAAACGCGUUUCCUCCUACGGCAAAGGGUACAAAUCUGAAUCAAUCAAUUCCAAAUUUGAAAAGUCCCCCAUCUGUUCAUCGUUUGCAUGGUGAAGAUUCAAGGUCUGGUUCAUUUCCUCUGGUUAAUCAACAUCAGCAAUACGUACAUCAUCAGAAUUAUGGUAGCCAAGGACCCAAUUAUGGAGGGCCCAACCAAAUUUACGGCGGCGGGCCAGUACAAAAUUCUAACUAUCCUAGUCCAAAUUAUCCACGAACGCACGACGAUGUGAAUCAUAAGCAUUCGGUAUAUUCAAAUCAAACGAGAGUUACGGACAUGAAUAGCGCAUACCCUUCAAGUCCAAGCCAUAAUUCUCCAAAUUACCAAACGAGUAUGCAACACGUAAAUGGUCCGCGACAAGACGAACCGGUUAAGCCGCAAGAUCUCAGAUAUAACACUGGUUUAUUGCGAGAGGAUGUGCUACGACAGUCCCAUGUCAGUCGCAAUGAGGAAAUGAUGCGUUAUCCUUCCAGUAGUAACGCCCGCAUUCAGGAAGCCCAGAUACAACAGAAUCGUAUGCAAGAAGCUGAAAUGAGGACCUCCAGAAGCGAAGAUAUGUUAAGGCAGCACGCAAUACACCAAAACGAAAUUUCGAGGUACGCAAGUAGCGGAAAUAUUAGAAACCAGGAAGUAGUGAAUCGAAGUGAUGUGCCACAGACUAGACCAGUCGAUCUGCAGUUUCAACAUCGUUUAAGUAACGAAGACAGAAAAGACUUGCGAGGUCAAGCAAAACUUGCGGAAAUGGGCGAAGAAGUCAGAAGAAGGCAAAAUCGAGUCUUACCCCCUCCCCAUCAACAACCACCUGCCGGCUAUUACUACAACCAGCAACAAAAUUACCACCCACAAAUGGCGCAAAAUGCGCAUCACUUGCAGAAUUUAAAUUUAAACCAACAUUCCACCAAUUACCCUCCAUAUAAUACCAGUCAGCCAAACAGCCCAACCUCGCCAAAUUAUCCAAAAUCCCCACCUUUAGCACCGAAACCUUUUCGCAAACAAGACGAUCCACCUGAUCUACCUCCGUCGACCACUCACCCCUUGUAUACGGCAAGUCUGCAAGAUCCUCCAAAGAUGUCAUUUUAUCCAAACUCGAAUGUCUCGAAUAAGGGUCCGGCGCGUGAUCCUUGGGCGCGCGAAGAGCAGGAGAGGCAGGCGGAAGUUCGGCGCGAACAGGCCAGGCAAUGGCAGGAACACCAAAUUCGGGAGCUACUCUCGCUUUCGCAUCGAACAUCACAACAAGACGAACAGUUACGCGUCUUACAGUUGGAAAGAGAGUUUCAGAGGCGAGCAUUGGAGGCGGCCGAACAGGACGAUGAGGACACCGAAGAGAAAGAGAGUCCGUCGUCUACGCCAUAUUCGCAGCAGCCUUCUACUGCUGCGGGGCCGUCAACUCCCCUGUCUCCCAAACAAGACGUUCCCGCUUCCAUUUUAAAACCCGGCGUUCCUAAUAACAUAUCCUUGCCACCGCCUGAACCGGAAGCGCCGCCGCCUCCCGAAAGAGGUUCUAGUUACGUUAUAAUGUCUAUGCAUAAUAAGGAAGGGACGAAACGGGUUACGUUUAAUGAUACGCCGCCGGUGUCGCCACCUGCAAAUUUAGCAUUGGAGGAACCCAUCAGGGAAGAUCCUAAUAGUUUCAUACGGCAAGCUGAAUCUAUGUUAGCAUCUCCCACAACACCAACCGACUGCACAUCAGGGCUUGCGACGGCAACGCCGGGUGUGAUUGGUGCCCAAGAAGUUUACAGAGAUCCGAGAACGCGUCGGUUGGCGGAACAAGCGCAGCAGAAAUUGCAAACCCCCGUACCCGAAAAGCUGUCGUUUAAAGAGAAAAUGAAGAUGUUUGCCAUGGAGACGGGUGAAAGUGGGACUCCGAGAGAUAAAAGUAAAAUUUCACGUGCACAAAGAGAUAUCGAUAACAUCGGAUCUCCUAGUUCAAACCUUGUACAUUAAGUAAUACUGUUAGCAAUAAUUAAGCCGUUGCUAGUUUUUCGUAUUAAAGAGCACCUUACUGUGGUUAUAAUUCUAA
Photinus pyralis (common eastern firefly) is the source of this 5494-nucleotide messenger RNA. Its product is annotated as afadin-like. Gene Ontology annotation, molecular function: cell adhesion molecule binding. The transcript has 13 exons. Gene Ontology annotation, biological process: regulation of protein localization; signal transduction. The record is from RefSeq and is a predicted model, not a curated record. NCBI's taxonomy places the organism in Eukaryota, Metazoa, Arthropoda, Insecta, Coleoptera, Lampyridae. The coding region runs from base 22 to 5418 and encodes 1798 amino acids. Gene Ontology annotation, cellular component: adherens junction.